CGCACGGGAUAGGACUUGUGCCACAUGACACUUGUGGUAUCCAAAAAAGGUCUUGUUUGGUCUAAUGAGGCUAUUUAGGCGGUUUAUGAUGGAGAAACUUGAUUCGUUCGCAACGCAAUGGUUCUUCCCCAGGUUUCGUGGACCCGGAGAAUGCACCCCGCAGUCGGUAGAUGUGCUUGAUCUGGAGACUAAAGAACCGCGAGAUGAAGCCAAGAUCUCAGCCUUGGAUCACAAAGCGCAGAAUAUGCAACAGGUUCAGCCGUGACAGGAGACGGUCGAUGGACAUAUAUUUAGAGGGCAGACGCGCCCUAAUAAAUGACAUACCGUUGACAUCCCAUCACCCCAUCAAUCCUCAACUUCCUCUGCCCUCCAAGUCGGAACCGCUUGCCAUGAAGCUCUCGUCGUUCACCAUCUUGGCUGGCCUCGCGGCCCAAGCCCAGGCCCACUACAUUUUCAACAUACUGAUUGUGAACGGCCAGCGCAUCGGUGGCGAGUACACAUACGUUCGACGCAAUUCUAACAGCUACAAUCCGGCCUUUCCCGACAUCCUUACCUCUGAUGAAUUACGGUGCAACCGCGGCGCCAAGCCUGGCGGCAACGUACAGACAUACGAGGUCAAGGCUGGUGAUAAGAUCGGCUUCAAGGUCUUCAACAACGAGUUUAUUGAACACCCCGGCCCAGGGUUCAUCUACAUGUCCAAAGCCCCUGGCAGUGUCGCUACCUACGAUGGUUCCGGCGAGUGGUUCAAGGUCUACGAGACCGGUCUUUGCCGCGGUGGAGGAAAUGUGGACACGAACUGGUGCUCGUGGCAGAAGGACAGGCUUGAAUUCACUAUCCCGCCCAAGACCCCCCCUGGAGAGUACCUCGUCCGCAUCGAGCACAUUGGUCUGCACGAGGGUCACGUACGCCGCGCUCAGUUCUACAUUACCUGCGCACAGUUGAAGAUCACCGGGCCCGGUGGUGGCAACCCCUCACCUCUUGUCCGCAUCCCCGGUAUCUACAAUGCCAAUGACCCCGGCAUUGCUUACAACAAGUGGACCAACAACCCCGCCGCUUAUCGCAUGCCUGGUCCCGCUGUCUGGAACGGAAACUGAGCAGGUGAAGCACAGGAUGACAGACUACCUGAGAUAUGUUGAAGGCUUGUAGCCUUCCGAUGUCUGUCUGUGUUCAAAUUAGUAGAUGCCUGCCUUAGUGUGGCAUUUUGCCCCCUAAAUAAAAUGUCACACGUAUCUCCAGGACCCGUUGUCAUUCUGUGUGGAAGAUAUCGGUGACUGUCAAAGAAAUCC
Molecule: messenger RNA, 1286 nt
Organism: Podospora pseudocomata
Lineage: Eukaryota; Fungi; Ascomycota; Sordariomycetes; Sordariales; Podosporaceae
Exons: 4
Coding region: 171-1094 (307 amino acids)
Source: RefSeq, a predicted model, not a curated record